AUGGGGAAAGAAGGACCUUGCUACCAUUGCGGGAUUGAACAGACUCCAUUAUGGAGAAAUGGACCACCGGAGAAGCCAGUGUUGUGUAAUGCGUGUGGUUCAAGGUGGAGGACUAGAGGAACCCUAAAUGACUACAUUCCUAAGCAUGCCAUGAGAAAUGUUCAGGACACUCGAACUGGUGAAGAUUCUGAUGAUCACUCCGGAUCAAGCUCUACUAGCACAAAGGGUCGAAGUCAAUUGGUCUUCGAAAAUGCUCCUAGGCGUAAAAGAUCUAUCCUAAAUCAAUUUGUUAUUACACCUAUUGAACGACUUAACAAGCAACUUCUCGAUUUUGCACAUGAGCAACCCGAUGUGUAUCUAAACAAACCGACGGACAAAGAUGUGCUCAUUGAUCGAGCAGAUGUUGCCACAUCCACCCCACUUGGGACUGCUCUUGGAGCUCUUCUACUAGUCCAUCCACAUGAAUAG
Molecule: messenger RNA, 468 nt
Organism: Lactuca saligna
Lineage: Eukaryota; Viridiplantae; Streptophyta; Magnoliopsida; Asterales; Asteraceae
Source: the annotation of a GenBank genome assembly